Molecule: messenger RNA, 1037 nt
Organism: Lactuca sativa (garden lettuce)
Lineage: Eukaryota; Viridiplantae; Streptophyta; Magnoliopsida; Asterales; Asteraceae
Product: F-box protein At2g27310
Molecular function (GO): protein binding
Source: RefSeq, a predicted model, not a curated record
AUGGCGAUCGCAGAUAUCCACGAAGAUAUCAUCAAAACCCACAUCUUGACCAGACUCGACGGUCAAACCCUCGCUGCCGCCGGCUGUGCAUCUUCCCAGCUACAAUCCCUCUGCUCCGAUCAAAAACUAUGGUCCGAUAUCUGCUCCUACAAUUGGCCGUCCACCGUCGAUCCUUUGGUAAUCCAAGCCAUCUCCAAUUUCCCUUCUGGCUACCGUUCUUUCUAUUCCGACUCCUCCUCAUCCCCCACCUACCGUCUAUCCACCACCACAUCAUUACCUGCAACCUCCCACAUUAUCUCAUCCGUCGACCUGAGAUACCACGACGAGCUUAUCUUUUCCACGGUUGAAUCCACCAACACCACACCAAGCGACUGGUUCCAAUCGUCUCCGUUUCGUAUUGAUCUUCUUCAACUUAAAGAACUCAUACCCUCAUCGAUUAAAUUCUCCGGCGACAAUCAGGUGCUGCUAUCCAAUCUUGAAAAGAACAUGACGUUGAGUUGGAUCAUGAUAGACCCAUCCCAGAACCGGGCAGUGAAUCUAUCAAGCAUAAAGCCUGUCUCUGUUCGUCGGAACUGGUUGACCGGGAACAUAGAGGUGAUAUUCGCCGUCGUGAUCGCUCCCGACGUUCCCCUACAUGGUAACGAUUACGUGAACUGCAAUAUACAGAUUACAUGCGGGGUAAAAGAAGGCGGAGGAGAGUUAAACAUGAGUGGGGCUAGUUUAAUGGUAUUGGACAUGGAUGGCAAGUGUUUGAGUGGAAAGGAGAGUAUGGUAAUUUUACAAGGACUUGCCGUAGCCCAGCGGCGGAGAAGGAGGUAUAGCGGCGGAGGAGAGGAGCAAAAAGAGAGGUACGGUGAGUUCAUUCAAAGAAGGAGAGAGAGAAAGGAGAAGAUGGAGAGGAGAGAGAGACGGCUUGACAUGGCUUGCGUCGCGAGUGGGGUUGGAAUCUUGAUGGCAUUUUGGUCAUUUGCCCUCUCGUGGUAAAUUCAACCAAUCGAAUUCAAACUCAAGACCUAAAUUUCUUUAUAUUUAACAUA